UUUUUUCCUCGGUUUCUGCGCAGCACGUUAGUUGAACGCUCAAAUGUUUUCUGGGAAGCAACAGUUUACUGGCCGAAUUUAGUUUACGGCCAAGUCGCCUUCAGUGUACCUUGCAUCACUGGGUUACAGUUAUGGAACGUUUUGAACGUAUUUUAAAUGUUAAAACUUACGCGUACAUGUUGCGUAAUCCGAAACGAGAUAUGGGAGAGGUCGUUUGGGCGGUCAGUGAAGUGGUUAUCACGUGACGUUGGAGGUGGAAAACAGAAACGAAUAACGUCUUUGUGUACUAGCGAGUUAACCAAGAUGCCACUCCUGUGAUGGAAUAGAUUUUGAUCAGUUUCUAGUUGUGUGAUACGUACUAGAUGCAGUGGUAAGCCUAAUUGACUGUCUCUUUCUACAAUAUACUUUGAAUAAUUUCUGACCCAUUGGCAGAUUGAACCUUGAAUGUGGCAGUUACCAAUAGCAACGCAGUCUUACACAUUUUACCAUUCUCCAACUGGAAGAGACCUUCUCCAGUUUCAGCCUUAGUACCACCCCAGUGCUAACUCAUCCAACCAAGUGUGAAACCAUCACAACACUGUCCAUUCCAGUACAUCCAUGGCUUCUUCAGCUACUAAAGAGCUAGAUGAUCUCAUGACCUCUCUUUCUCACUUUAAGCUGAAUGACACCAGUCAGUCAAGUAGGGAAACAGCCUGUGUCAAGCCUCAAAAACCACCAAAGCAACCUUCUGCUGGACCAAAUAACCAGUUAGAUUCCAUGUUAGGCUCUCUUCAGUGUGAUAUGAACAAACAAGGUGUCAAUACUACAGCUAAGGGUCAUUGUUCAGCUUGUAAUAAGCCCAUUGUUGGACAGGUGGUGACUGCUUUAGGGAAAGCAUGGCAUCCAGAACAUUUCACCUGCAACCAUUGCAAUCAGGAACUUGGAACAAAGGACUUCUUUGAACGAGAUGGGCAGCCUUACUGUGAAACAGACUAUCACAGUAUCUUCUCUCCUCGUUGUGCUUAUUGUAACAGGUCUAUCUUAGAUAAAUGUGUGACUGCUUUGGACAAGACUUGGCAUCCCGAACAUUUCUUCUGCACCCAGUGUGGUCAACAAUUUGAUGAGGAAGGAUUCCAUGAAAGAGAUGGAAAACCUUACUGUCAACAGGAUUAUUUUGAACUGUUUGCCCCGAAGUGUGCAGGGUGUAAUCGUCCAAUCACAAAAAAUUAUAUUUCAGCACUAAACAAUAAAUGGCAUCCUGAUUGCUUUAUUUGUAUGGACUGCAGGCAGCCAUUCAAAGAAGGCAGUUUCUUUGAUCACGAAGGACAACCAUACUGUGAAAUUCACUACCAUGCCAAGCGUGGUUCACUCUGCACUGGUUGCCACAAGCCUAUUUCUGGUUGUUGUAUCACAGCUAUGUUCAAGAAGUACCACCCAGAGCAUUUUGUGUGCUCCUUCUGUCUAAAGCAGCUAAAUAAAGGGUCUUUUAAAGAACAUAAUGACAAGCCAUACUGUCAUGGCUGUUUUGAGAAGCUUUUCAGGUAAACCUAUACUGAAUUUGUUUGACAGUAGUUGUAAAAUCCAAACAUCAUAUUUCUUUGUGGUAAAAACAAAACGGGACUAUUAAGACGGACACAUUAAGUUUUUUGGCUCCAAUCAUUGCUUUAUAAUAUUAGAAGUAUUUUUUUGCAGCUUUAAGUUUUAAUUAUAUAUCAUAAAUAUUGUAUGAUGAAAUAAUGGAGGUUAGUUACACAAAGGCAGCAUAUUUAUCAAAUUCACAAUACAAUUCCAUUAGAGAGAUAUUUUAAUAUCUUGAAUUUUAAUUAUUUAUAAUCUAGUUUCAUACUUCUUCUUCUAAAAAAAAAGUCAUAAAAAAGUAUAUGUUGAAUUUCAAUAUGUGUACUUAUCAAGUUGGAGAUUUUUCAAACAUUAUGUGUGUUGAAUAGUCUAAACCAAAAUUUUGUGCAUUAUGACCAUUGCUAUCAUUUUUUAAUUGGUUGAAUGUCUGGUUGAAUUUAUACAUUUUUUCAUUUGACUGACAUUUGUUUAUUUCAAUUUGUUGAAGUAGUUUAAUGAUUUUAAGUUUUUCUUCCACUGUCUGAAUGAGUGUAAAUUUUUGCUUUGGUUUAUCAAUUAUACUUUGUCUACCUAGUUGAAUGACUUUCAAUUCACUGAAUGAACAUAUGUGGUUUAAUGAAUGUACAUUCUUGAUAUGUUUGUCAGCUGGUUGAAUGGAUAUAUUUCAUUUAGUUAGAUGAAUAAAUGUGUAUUAUCAAGUUCAUUUAACAGCUGAUUUAAUAUAUACGUUGUAUAAAUGAAAGUAUAUUACAUUUUUUAGUCGAUCGUGUUUGUCAUCUGGUCAAAUGGAUAUACAUUAUAUAACUCGAUGAAUGAAAAAACACUGUUAAGUUCAUUAGCUGUUCAAUUGUCUGCUGGUGUAAUUAAGGUACAUUGUUUAGACAUGAAUUAAUGCAUAUACUUUAAGUAGAUGAAUGAAAUUACACCAUUAAGUAAAUUUGGAUGGACAUUUGUCUUCUGGUUGAGAGGAUGCUUAUUGCAUAAUUAAAUGAAUAAACAUACUUUCAAGUUCAUUGUUAGGCCAAGUAAAAAAAAAAGCUUGUUUAGUGUCUGGAAUUUUCGAAAAAGGGAGGAAGAGGUCCUUUGUUUCUUUUUAAUUACCUCUUUUUAAGAAAGUUUGCACCCCUUUUUUCAUGACUAUUGCUUGUUUUCAAAGAGUUCUUGUCAAACAAAAGUCUUCUUUGUUUAAUUUUUUCAUCAAAACAAUACAGAAUUUAUGACAAAUGAAGAAAAAGAGCAAAUUGAAUCAACUGUGUUCAUCUCAUUUUUCAUUCAGAAGUCUUUGUUUCUUUGUGUGAUUGAAAAACGAUAAUUCAAAAAGGGGAAAAAUUGCCCCCAAAAAAGUGGGAAGAAGCAGGUGGGGACACUAAACGUUUUUUUUUUUUUACUUGGCAUUAGGUAGAGUGGAUUAUUUGUCAUCUAACCGAAUGGAUUUACAUUUAGUUAGAUGAGUAGAUAUGUACUGUUCAGUUAUAUAAAUGAACAUGCAUUGCCAAGUUGACUGGAUAUAUAUUUGACAGCUGGUUGAAUGGAUAUUUAAUGAAAAGUAUAUUAUUCAGUAUAGUGAAAUGAAUAUAUGUCAUUUAAUUUAAUGGAUACCUACUGCUAGUUGAAGGUGUGCAUGUUGUUUCAGUUUAUGAGUGGAAGUAUACUUUUUGAGUAGAUUGGGAUGGUUAUUUGUCAUCUGGUUUAACCCUAUGUGCAAUGGUGGAAAGCAAAGUGUGCAUGCCAUGACCUUUCACAGGGUGCCAUUCAACAUGGUAUUAUGUGUUUGAUGUCAGAGUUAUGAACUAUUUAUUUUACCUACAUUGAUGAUUUAUUGACAGUUUGUGGUAGAAGAGUGUAAAAAUCAGAUAAAAUAUACAGGAAUACUGAAAAACAAUUACAGAUAUGCAUUUUAGAGGUUCUAUAGGUUAUGUAAACUGUACAAUGAACAAAAGUAUUUUCAUUCUUCAGGUGAACGUCACUUUGCACUCUGACUUGUCAGAACCCGAUUCAGACUGACAUCAAUUCACAGACAUAUCUUCAGUACAAAUACUUUUGUAACACAUCUGAUUUUCUGUGUAUAACAGAUAUGUACAUCUGACUAAAAGCUUGCCACAUUUAGUGUACAUACAUGUAGUAAAUUUAGAAUUAUAGUCAACAUUCCUUCUCCAAUAUUGGUUUGGUCCAAUAGGUUAAGCCCAUAUAUUUGGUUAAUGGAUGUGCAUCUCAAUAUGUGGGUGCAUAUAGUUUAAUUCAGUGAAUAUAUGAAAGGUUAAAAUCAUUGUUCUUUGUUAUGUGGUUAACUACAAGUAGGUAAAACACUGAAAAGUUGCUGAAAUACUGAAGUGAUAAAAUUCUCUUUUGUCAUCUUAUUGUAAACAUUUUUUGGGUGAAAGUAACAUUUUCAGAUUUACUUGUAAAGCUGAAGAAAGCAAUACCUCUUAUCUUGGGUAAUACACAGUUUUUCACAGCUCUAUUACUGCACACACAUGGCAACUACUCAAGUGAUUUAAUGUUGACUUUCAACUGAUUCGAUUUACAGGUUUUUGGGAAGAAAUGACAAAAUAAAUUCAUACAUUUACUGUUUGUAAUCAUAUUCCCUUCAGCAAGUUUAUAAGAUCAUUGUUAGCAUUUAUAAUGUGUGCGUAUAUAUAUAUAUGCUGAAUCACAUAUUAUUUGACCUAUAUUUUUUUUAGAAUUUACUAAUGAAAGGAGUAUGCUUUUUGUUAAAAGUAUAGCCUGAAAUUAUUAUAGUUAUCCAUGUGUCUAAGUUCCCAAAGAUUUAAAGCCCACUGAGCAGUGAAGAUAAUACAUCGAUAUUUAUUCUGAUAAAUCACUAACUCAUAACUGCAUCACUACAACUAGGUUAUAUUGGAAAACAUCAUGAGGGAAUAUUUAUUUUUAUCAGUGCUAUCCAUGUAUCAGUAAAAUCUCCAAAAGAAUUUGUCUUGUAUUUCAUUUUAUAUAAUCAUAGUUCGCAUUUUGUAAAAUUAGCAUAAUAAAGAAACUUUUUAAGGCA
Molecule: messenger RNA, 4561 nt
Organism: Limulus polyphemus (Atlantic horseshoe crab)
Lineage: Eukaryota; Metazoa; Arthropoda; Merostomata; Xiphosura; Limulidae
Product: paxillin-like
Exons: 6
Coding region: 598-1524 (308 amino acids)
Biological process (GO): positive regulation of integrin-mediated signaling pathway; cell-cell adhesion; positive regulation of substrate adhesion-dependent cell spreading
Cellular component (GO): cell-cell junction; focal adhesion; cytoplasm
Source: RefSeq, a predicted model, not a curated record